CUUCUGGGCUACGUCAACCCAGACCAAGGGAUACAGUGCUGUUGCAAACACUUCCUGUUUCAAGAACUUUUCAUGUUAACUGUCUUUUCAUGUUAACUUCGAGAAAGACUUUGUUUACAAAUAACGUUGGUUUCAUGCAUUCAUUAACGUAUCCGUAAAGAAUUUUGAUUUAACCGGCCAUACUUUUCUCUACCUGGUAAAUUGUUUCGGUAACGACGUUACUUGGAGUUGAAGCAAAGUUAACGGAAAUGAGUUUCUUAUUUGGAAGUCGGUCCUCAAAGACAUUCAAGCCAAAGAAGAACAUUCCAGAGGGUUCUCAUCAGUAUGAGCUCUUGAAGCAUGCUGAAGCCACUUUGGGAAGUGGCAACCUUCGAGCUGCUGUUAUGCUGCCAGAGGGAGAAGACCUUAACGAAUGGAUAGCUGUCAAUACUGUGGACUUCUUUAACCAGAUCAACAUGCUCUAUGGAACCAUUACUGAAUUCUGCACUGAGACUAGCUGCUCUGUUAUGUCUGCAGGGCCCAGGUAUGAGUAUCACUGGGCUGAUGGCACCAAUAUAAAGAAACCAAUCAAAUGCUCUGCUCCAAAAUACAUUGACUACCUGAUGACUUGGGUUCAAGAUCAGCUGGAUGAUGAAACCAUCUUCCCCUCCAAAAUUGGUGUGCCUUUCCCAAAAAACUUCAUGUCAGUGGCAAAGACCAUUCUUAAACGCCUUUUCAGAGUCUAUGCCCAUAUUUACCACCAGCACUUUGACUCUGUCAUACAACUGCAGGAAGAGGCCCAUCUCAACACUUCCUUCAAGCAUUUCAUCUUCUUUGUGCAGGAAUUCAACCUGAUUGACCGCAGAGAGCUGGCUCCCCUGCAGGACCUUAUUGACAAGCUGGGUACCAAGGACAGAUAAAUACAUUCUCAUCACAGAGUCAUCUGUUAGUGCCUCCAAGCACCUUUUAAACAUUUUAUCUUUGUGUUUUAUACUCACUUUUUGGCUUUGUGUUGUUCUUUUGUCUUGUAGCUUUUCCAACUGAGUUCUUUGAAAUCUCAAGUAGGAUAUUUUAAUGCUAGAAUCAGCUCAUUUCAGAAAUUUCAGCUUCUUUUCAGUUAAUGACCUUUUGUUCUGUUUUGGCCAAAAAAGUUUAGAAUGGUUAUCAAUCAUUCAGGCUUUUUCCCAGUAUACUUAUUUUACUCAAGUUUAUAUGUAAUUAAACAUACAUGUCUUGAUUGUACUGAUGUACUGAUUGUAGGUGUUCUGCUUAUGUUGAUUUUCACUUUGUUAUUUGGGCCUUAUGAACUAAACAAAAGGACCAAGUGCGGGAGGAGGAUUAGAAACAUUGUAAUAUUUUAAGUGAACCUUUGAUCAGGAUUUUUUAUUAAAACAUUGGAUCAUUUUUAUACAAACAGUAAUGCAAAAUAUACAUUUUGUAAUGUUUCAAUUUUUAAAUUUUAAUGAAGUUGUUUGAUGACAAACUGUGUGUACACAUUUCACUGUGAGUAUAGAUUAUUGUCACUCCAUUGUCAAACAAGUUUAUUUUAAACUGAAAAUAAUUUUGUGAUCUUAGGUCAGUUUAGUUGUCUUGAAUAUUAAAAUGCUACACAGUCACAGUA
Colossoma macropomum (tambaqui) is the source of this 1600-nucleotide messenger RNA. It is a transcript of the gene mob1a, whose product is annotated as MOB kinase activator 1A. Gene Ontology annotation, molecular function: protein kinase activator activity. The transcript is spliced from 6 exons. NCBI's taxonomy places the organism in Eukaryota, Metazoa, Chordata, Actinopteri, Characiformes, Serrasalmidae. The coding region runs from base 249 to 899 and encodes 216 amino acids. The record is from RefSeq and is a predicted model, not a curated record. Gene Ontology annotation, cellular component: nucleus; cytoplasm. Gene Ontology annotation, biological process: hippo signaling; positive regulation of protein phosphorylation.